Molecule: messenger RNA, 1398 nt
Organism: Aspergillus homomorphus CBS 101889
Lineage: Eukaryota; Fungi; Ascomycota; Eurotiomycetes; Eurotiales; Aspergillaceae
Product: Mo25 family protein
Exons: 5
Coding region: 1-1155 (384 amino acids)
Biological process (GO): intracellular signal transduction
Molecular function (GO): protein serine/threonine kinase activator activity
Source: RefSeq, a predicted model, not a curated record
AUGGCCUUCUUCUUCAACCGCGGUCGAUCCCGUCAACCAUCUGAUCUUGUUCGGUCAAUUAAAGACACUUUGAUGCGACUUCGGGAAGACCCCGGGACUGCCAAGGAUGUGGAAAAGCCGCUCGCACAAAUGAAGUUGAUCGUCCAAGGCACUCAAGAUAUUGAGGUGUCUCCUGACCAGGUUCAAAAUCUGGUCCACGCAACUCUCCAGGAAGACCUGCUUUAUGAACUAGCUCGCAGUCUUCAUCUCCUUCCAUUCGAAGCUCGAAAGGACACCCAGGCCAUCUUUUCACACAUGCUUCGUUUUCGGCCCGCCAGUGCUAGCUCAAACCACAGCGACCCUCCGGUCAUCUCUUACAUAGUCCACAACCGACCCGAGGUCAUCGUUGAACUGUGCAAGGGUUAUGAGCAUGGCGAAAGCGCAAUGCCGUGCGGCAUCAUCCUGCGAGAAGCCUUGAAGUUUGAUGUCAUUGCGGCCAUCAUUCUGUACGACCAAUCGGGCGAUGGAGAGCCGGCAAUCAAACUUACGGAAGUUCAGCCUGGGGUCCUCCAAGAUGGGACUGGAAUCUUCUGGCGUUUCUUCUACUGGAUCGACCGAGGCAGCUUUGAGCUGAGUGCCGAUUCUUUCACAACCUUCCGGGCUCAGGACAUCCUGACCCGGCACAAGAGCCUAGUGACAGGGUACCUGUCUAACAACUUUGAUCGCUUCUUUGCGAAAUUCAAUGAGGUUCUUGUCGAUUCCAGUUCGUAUGUGACGAAGCGACAGAGCAUCAAGCUGCUCGGCGAGAUUCUGCUCGAUCGCGCCAAUUACAAUGUCAUGAUGCAGUAUGUAGAGAGCGGUGAGAACCUCAAGCUGUGCAUGAAGCUGCUGCGAGAUGAUCGCAAGAUGGUCCAAUACGAGGGAUUCCACGUGUUCAAGGUGUUUGUUGCCAACCCCAACAAAUCAGUGGCGGUUCAGCGAAUUCUUAUCAACAACCGCGAUCGCCUGUUGAGAUUCCUACCUCGCUUUCUAGAGGAUCGAACUGAAGAUGACCAGUUUACGGAUGAGAAAAGCUUUCUUGUUCGUCAAAUCGAACUUCUCCCCAAUGAGCCGGUUGAACCAGCACGCUCUCGUGAGCCGUCCAAAUCCGGCAUCAAAGCCGCUGCUGUGGCUUGAAGCUAGACGGGGCGCGUGUCCUCUACCACUUCUUCAUUUGCUGUGGAUAUUUUUUUUUGGCCCUUGCCGUUUUUUGUGUGUAUCCUUCCUUCUUUUGUGAACUAUUUGAGCUUGGUGCGAAGGGCUACAUGCAUUGAAUGUGUGUUAUGUCAGUGCCGAAUUUGCAUGAAGGUCAGCGGGCAUCUGACCUUGGCGGAGUUACAACGGAUGGGUCAAUUUAUGGGAAGACUAUGUCGAUAUGAC